AUGGAGCAGUAUCGCAAAGUGCAGGAAGGUACGGCAUAUUGUGGGUUUUCUGAUCCAGAUCUAUCGCAUGCAAUUAGCGCUCGGCAAAAAUUGGAAAUACAGCUGCAAGAGAACGACGCAGUGCAAAAGGUUCGAGUAUCAAAUAAUUUUUCUUCGCAGGAGCUGGAGGCGUGUGAAUCCACCGAGAAUGUGUUCAAACUCAAUUGCGGCAUAUUGUUUCCGGUUUUAAUUUGCGAGGCAAAGGAAAAUGUGUCGAAACGCCUCGAAUUCAUCACAGCCGAGGCUAAAAAAAGCGACCAGCAAAUCUGCAAGCUGGAAAAGCGGAGAGACGAGUUGGAGGCGCAAAUGGAAAUGGAAAGGAACGCAAACAAAUAA
This is a messenger RNA of Mitosporidium daphniae, 375 nucleotides long. RefSeq lists its product as uncharacterized. The record is from RefSeq and is a predicted model, not a curated record. The transcript is spliced from 2 exons. Gene Ontology annotation, biological process: protein folding; chaperone-mediated protein complex assembly. Lineage: Eukaryota; Fungi; Microsporidia. Gene Ontology annotation, molecular function: protein-folding chaperone binding. Gene Ontology annotation, cellular component: cytoplasm; prefoldin complex. The coding region runs from base 1 to 375 and encodes 124 amino acids.